This is a messenger RNA of Bipolaris maydis ATCC 48331, 516 nucleotides long. RefSeq lists its product as uncharacterized. NCBI's taxonomy places the organism in Eukaryota, Fungi, Ascomycota, Dothideomycetes, Pleosporales, Pleosporaceae. The record is from RefSeq and is a predicted model, not a curated record.
AUGACGCACAGUCCUCUCAGCCCACACAGCCCGCCCGCUCUCUCCGCCCGAAACCAGGCCAGGCGAGACGGCGACGGCCCUUUCUCUGUCCCCUUUGCACAGACACACAUCCAUCUUGUCCAUCUCACCCUCGCCUUCACCACCUCCCCCAGCACUGAAGACGCGACCCCCCUCGCGCUCUCCAGUGACGCGCUGCACACACACGCACAUACCCACCCGUUCACGGCAUCCAUAGCGAACAUCCCUCUCGCUCUGUCCGGCCCCUCCCCCCACUUCAGCAGCCGACGCCGACCCAAGAGCACGGCAAAACCCCGCGCGACAUCUCGCGAACAUUCCACCCAUAUCCACCAGGACCAAGGAAUGUGCUGCUACUCCCCCACAAUCAUGGCUUUUCCCCGGUACUCCAACCUUCCUAAGAUCGAGAAGUCGGGCGACGUUGUCGGCACUGCUCGUCGCGUCUGAACGCGGCGUCCACAUAUCGGUUAUUUUCUCUCCACCUCCCUAGCCUGUUGGUCA